This is a messenger RNA of Orbicella faveolata, 2412 nucleotides long. Its product is annotated as rRNA 2'-O-methyltransferase fibrillarin-like. Gene Ontology annotation, molecular function: histone H2AQ104 methyltransferase activity; rRNA methyltransferase activity; RNA binding. Gene Ontology annotation, biological process: box C/D sno(s)RNA 3'-end processing; rRNA methylation. The record is from RefSeq and is a predicted model, not a curated record. Gene Ontology annotation, cellular component: small-subunit processome; nucleolus; Cajal body. Lineage: Eukaryota; Metazoa; Cnidaria; Anthozoa; Scleractinia; Merulinidae.
GGUGCAGUGCAAACUCGGUCAUGCGCAGUAGUGUAGUGUACACCACGUGCGUUAGUUGUGUUACUGAAAGUUUACGAUGGGAAGACCAGGUUUUUCUCCGCGUGGCGGCCGAGGAGGAGGCGGUAGAGGAGGAGGAGGUCGAGGAGGUUUUGGAGGCCGUGGUGGCGGUAGAGGUGGUGGAGGAGGAAGAGGAGGAUUUCGAGGUGGUGGACGUGGAGGAGGAAGAGGAGGAGGCAGAGGGGGUGGACGGGGUGGUUUUAAAGGUGGAGCAAAAGUAACCAUAGAGCCGCAUAGACACGAAGGCGUAUUCAUUGCACGUGGAAAGGAAGAUGCAUUGGUGACAAAGAACAUUGUUCCUGGAGAGUCUGUAUAUGGUGAAAAAAGAAUAUCAGUCGAUGGUGUAGCAGAAGGUGACAAGAUUGAAUACAGAGUGUGGAAUCCUUUUCGAUCCAAGCUUGCUGCGGCAAUUCUUGGAGGAAUUGACAAGAUUCACAUGAUGCCUGGUUCUAAAGUGUUAUACCUUGGUGCUGCAUCAGGCACAACAGUGUCUCAUGUUUCUGAUAUUGUUGGACCAGAUGGUCUUGUGUAUGCAGUUGAAUUUUCACACAGAUCUGGACGUGAUCUCAUUAAUGUAGCUAAAAAAAGAACUAAUGUUAUCCCAAUCAUUGAAGAUGCCAGGCAUCCUCACAAAUAUAGAAUGCUUGUUGGUAGUCUUGUUCUUAAGACUUCUGCUUUAAUCGACUGUGUAUUCAAAUCAUUUGCCUUGAGUACAUCUGCGGGCCUUCUGGUCCAAAACUCUCACAGGAUCUCACAUUUUUUAACCUGUUGUUAGGCAAAUUGUAUCGAUUCGACAGCAGAGCCUGCUGCAGUAUUUGCAGGAGAAGUGAAAAAGAUGCAGGCUGAGAAAAUGAAACCUCAGGAACAGUUAACAUUGGAGCCAUACGAGAGAGAUCACGCUGUGGUGGUUGGAAUUUACAGACCUCCACCGAAGAAAGACAAACAGUAGCAUUGUAGGAUUUUAUUGUAACUUAUCUCACAUUUUGAAAUGAAAGUCAUUGAUUUAUCUAUUUCUUAGAAAUCAAACAAACCUUGCAUCUGUGCCAAGUAAAUUCAAGGAAGCAGUUUCUUGUAACAUGAUUGGCAGUGUAUAGGUUUAAGCCUAUCUGAUGCAUGGUGUUUUAUAUGUUAUUGUAAGUUAUGCCUUACUUGAACAUCACACAGUACAGGACAUCUUGGUUUGUUUUUUUCACAUGUGCAUAAUCUAAGCUCAAAUCUGUUAUCAACCUGCAAGCAAACAUGCUUCAUCGAGUGAAUGUUGUGUUUUAUUUACUGUAGUACCCACACAAAGUUUCAGAAUAUGUAAUUUUUACAAGAAAUCUGCAUUUAUAUUGAAUGACUGUGUGGAAAAAUUCUGUCUGGAGGAUUUGUGCAAGAAACGAACAAAAAUCUUACUGUCCAUAACUAGUACAUUGUACUUUUAAGAAUAACUAGAGUGAGUUGUAUUAAAAAAAAAUUAUAUACAUACACUGUAGUUAUAUUUUUUGUGCUAUAGUAAAUGUACAGUUAUAUUUCAAAACUUGGAAUAUGAUGAUUUUAUCAUUUGUCUUCUUAAUAAAAUGUAAGGUGUCCAGUAAUGAACUGCUAGCAUGGUUUUUUGGAUAAAUAUUAGAAAUUAUAGGACUGUAGAGAAAUGAACUUGGAGGGCAACCAAGGUCUCUCAUGUUCGCGCCCCCAGCCGCUCUGGUGAAUUUAGGAUGCCAGAGAAAAUAAUUUGUAGGUUUUUGAUUAUAUUUAGAUGUCCCCAAUUGGUAGAGGGGUGUUUCCCCAUCGGCUAAAUAUUUUGACACGUGAAUAAAGUUUAUGUAUGUAUUAAAAGACGGGAUGUAGGAUAAAAAUAUUUUGGCAGCCUUGGGAUUUGCUUAUUAUUUUGCAGACGGGAUGCGAGAUUUUUAAAAUUGACGGCGGGGUGUAGGAUAAAGAACAGUAACUCACAUGUUACACACGUUACGCGGAGAACUGCGACACUAACCAGGCGGGAUCAGGAUAAACAUUCUGAGAGAAGCGGGAUGGUGGAAUUGAAAAAAACCUAUGUUGGACCCUCUUUACAUAAACUUCUGGUGACAGUUCUUUCUUGAACUUAUUUUGGUAUUUAAACCGCCCUGUUCUGCCCUUUUUUUCCAAGGACUUAUGCGUCCAAUGGCGCGAUGAGGACUGAUGAUUCUGCCCUUUUGAUUUUUGGGGGUCAGAAUUUUGGCUGGUCACGCAUUCCUAGGACGUGACGAGCCAACGCACGUACGCAUGGUAAAGCUACAAUAGUCGCUGUAAGGCCGAAAGGAAAUGUCUUGUCGAGAACAAAAAGUAGCGUUGCCCCGAUGUUUGAAUUUUGAUCUUUUUUAACGUGCAAAACUACUU